AUGGCAAAAAUUCUGAGCUGUUGCCCCUGGCUUCUGAUACUUGUUAUCAGCACCAACUCACAGCCUUCGACAAAGUUACUCACCGAGAAGUUGCCCAUUUUCCAGCCUCGAGGGCAGGCUGGUGGUGUUUUGUGUCCUUCCUUUUGUGAGUGCAGUAAGGAGGUGCCCGACCAUCGCUCUAUCGACCGCCAGAAGCAUAGAUCAACCACGUCAACUGGCCUCUACGUGGCAGAGUGCCACCUGGCGGCGGGAAACUUGCCAAUCGAGUGCAACCACAAUUGGAAUAGUCUCAAGCUUAACCUAUACAAUCACUCCUCGGGGUCUUUGUCGCCGUGGAUCGAUAGUGGGUCAAGUCCACACAUGAGUCACCUGGUUUCCUGUCACGAACUCUCAAGUCUUUACGUCACACAGACAGGGGACAAUGCCGUUUCUCUUUCCUUUCAGGCCCUUCUCUACGGUCUGACGAAUCUGCGCCGAGUAUGGUUCCAUCGGAUAGGACUAGACUUUGAUCUAGAUGGUCCCUCAAAUUUGCUCUACAUUGCACCGAAGACUGAACUGAUCGCCUUCUCAGAUGCUCCACUCAAUUUGGACGCCAGGAAGCCCCUGUUCCUAGAUACCCCAGCAAGUCUUAGACAGCUCCGACUAAGUAAUGUCAGCCUAGCUGGGGUGUUUUCCAAGCACCUGUUAGUUAACCUUUGUCACACCUUGGGAGGUGCUCCCAGAACGAAUGACCUCGUGACGCUCUACCUCGACCGAAAUGCCAUAAACUCGUUGCAGAGUGACAGCCUUGUGGGAUGCGAACAUCUGAGAGUGCUUCAACUGUCUUUCAACAAACUAUCAGGAAGUUUGGAAAGUGUCCUUGGCAUGAGGGACCCUGAAAGACAGGAUGUUUGGUCUCAUCGACAGACUCGACUUAGAGCUCCCCAGAUGCUUAAGACGAUAGGCCAGAGCGUCCUGGCCAAUACACCACGUCUGCAGACAUUGGAUCUCUCCGGCAACUUCAUUUCCAGCAUCAACAGCCCGUUGUGGGCCUUUUAUAUGCACGAAGACAGGCUUCAAUCUCUUGAGGUGCUUCAGAGUCUGUCGCUUUCUAACAACAAUCUCACCUUCCUCGCCAGAGGUGCAUUUCAAGGGGCCGCGAGCCUUAAGGAGAUUGACCUCUCUCGAAACCCCCACCUAUUUUCUCCUGUAGAGAUUCCAAACCCAGACUUUCACUCAUUUAUCGAUCCCACAAUUUUCGGGGGUCUAAAACUCCUCAAAAAGCUGUACUGGGAUUUUUCUUCGAAAACCUGUCUCCUCAGUGCACUGAGUGUGAUCACAGACUAUGGCGAAUUAUCAACAGGCCUGUUCGAACUUUUCUCUCGUGCCGUCCUUUGCUCCACAGGGGAACCAACAGACACGGUCCCCUCUCCCACUCCUCAAGUGCGUUCUUCUCUGGCGAUCGAUUCCGCAAGACAACCCCCUAACCGAUGGAGAAUACCGCCGGAAGUGGAGAAAAUACCACUCAGUAAGCCAGGCAGUGACGGUAGUCAACUGGGUGUGGAGGAGAGCUGGGCUCCCAUUGAUAUCGCCUCCAGUUUCCUCUGCGUCUUGAUUGGCGUUCUCCUUGUAGUUCUUGUCGUCGUGCUUGUCGUGCGCAGUCGUUCUUCGAACAGACGUAAUCGUGCCUGCUGUGCGAACUCACGCAAUUCAAACAAACCACCCAACGCGUCUGCUCGUUCACUAUCCGCUGAACCCCCUAUCCCCUGUCCCCCCUCGCCCUCUAUCCUCCGUGGCGGUGGCGAGCAGCAGAACACUCUGAGACAUCAUCAUCAUCACGCGUCCUCCCUGUGGGCUCUGAAUUCCCCCAGUAGUUCUCUCAGACCUCGGAUCACGCUUUCAGACUGCUCGGACAGAACUUCUUCCGUCCGGAUAAAUAAUGACAGAAGUCUCCUUCUUGCCUCGCCAGAUCAGGCGCCGCCUUCUCACCAGCUCAACAACAACACCGUUACAACAGGACUGCCUAAUGGCACACUACUGCGUAGUUUCAGCGUCCAAAAUCUCUGUCUGGCCUGUCUGGAACAAGUCCAGCAGGGCGGCUCUGGCGCUGGCGACGGUAACCCUGACAACCCGACGCUCGGAAGGAAUUUCGGCCUUCUUAAGGAGCAGGGACAUGGGGCCUCUUGUCGGACUUCCGAUUUCUGGCAGGUGGGUUGGAAGUGCCACGGCGCGAGCGACGCUUUUGAGUCCACGGACGCGGAGGAGGGCGAAGCACGUCAGUGGUUGGGCACCACCAGUGAUGGCUGGGCGGGCGAGGGGGGCACAGGGAGGCACGUUUUGGUCAGACAGAAGUCCGCCAAGGACCCUGGCUGCUGCGGAGACUUGCGCGCGGGGGAGAACUUCGAGGACACAGAGGGCACACGGGUACUGCUAGACGAGGAAUCGAGGGCGGUGCCCUACACAGGCUGCAGUCGUAAACAUUACGUCAGAAGGAGCACGACGGGUCUCUUUGCCACUCCCGUCUGGCGUCUGGCGAGAGUCUAA
Molecule: messenger RNA, 2523 nt
Organism: Spirometra erinaceieuropaei
Lineage: Eukaryota; Metazoa; Platyhelminthes; Cestoda; Diphyllobothriidea; Diphyllobothriidae
Source: the annotation of a GenBank genome assembly